Molecule: messenger RNA, 1236 nt
Organism: Spirometra erinaceieuropaei
Lineage: Eukaryota; Metazoa; Platyhelminthes; Cestoda; Diphyllobothriidea; Diphyllobothriidae
Source: the annotation of a GenBank genome assembly
AUGGAGGAAGUCCUGCCAAUAAAUCAGUCUCUUCAAUUCGUUAUUUCAGCAAAUGACUCUCAGUUAGCCGAAGAAUUGCCCCUUUUCGCAACCGUUAUUAGAUUUAUACGUAUUCCCGUGUGGUGCCUCAUUCUCUGCUUUGGACUGUUUGGCAAUGUACUCACUGUUCUGGUGCUGCGGUCAAGGAAACUACGUCAGUCCAGUUCCUGCUUCUAUCUCACCGUGUUGGCCAUCACCGACAUACUCUACCUGCUAACCAGUCUCCUGGCCUCCAUCGUGAACUACAUAUUCCUCUUCCCGCUAGAGCUCAGACAGAAAUCAGCCGUGCUUUGUGUGAUAACACCUUUUCUGCACUACACUCUGGCCUACAUAAGUGUCUGGCUAUUGGUUGCAGUCACAGUGGAGCGCGCCAUAUGGGUGGUCCUGCCGUUCAGGGCUCGUCGAAUCUGCACCGACCUGACAGCCAAAAUCACGGUCACCUGUUUCAUCCUCGGAUUCACUCUUACUGACUCUCACUUCUUUUUCACCAUGAAGUACCAAGAAAUCUCACCCGGUUCAUUUGCCUGCAUACCGACCUACUUUGCAGAUCGCGUAUUCCCCUUCUACGACCUCCUCUUUGCUGCUCUGCUGCCCUGCUUCAUCAUGCUCAUCGCCAACAUUAUGAUUGGCAUAAAACUGCGGUCUAUGCGCAAAUUCCGCAGUGGCAUAAAGGCUUUCAGUGAGAACGGCGCAGCGGAGACUUCCCGGGUGAGAGUCACUUGUGCCAGCACUGCCGACGAGGACUGCAUCGAGCAGCCGCGGUCGGGCUCACUCCAAGCCCCAGGCGAGCCUCAACGCAGCAGACUAAGCGCUGCCACCGCAACAACCAAGUGUUCCAAAGAGAAAUCUACCUACCUAACUAAAAUGCUGGUCUCCACCAAUGUCUUCUUCAUCAUCAGCGUCACCCCCCUGCUCGUCUAUGAUGUCAUCUACUUUGCUGUGGACUUGCGAAAAUGGGCCGCCGUCUCGGAGGAAGUACGAGGGGCUGUGCUGUUUGCCCUCGAGACGGUGGUUUACACCCUCUGGUACACCAACUUUGCCAUCCACUUCCUUCUCUACUGCCUCAGUGGACCGCCCUUCAGGUUGGAAUCAAUUGCACUACUGAGCCGAUGCUACGCCGCCUGCCGCGCCUGCCUCGCUCCGGGCUCCGCACCGGUUCGGACACUGGGCAAGCGGCCUCGAUCAGUCUAUAAUUAA